UAUUCUGGUCAUUUCCCGCCAUGCUAUCGCUCCCCCUGCAACUGCAACCUCUAUCCCCGCCUUUCUACCCUCCCAAUUCCCAACCUAAAACCCUAAAACCCGUUUUUCCCAAAGCCUGCAAAUCUCAAUACCAAACCGAAAGGGGUCUUCAGUUUGACAUCGGAGACACCUUCUUCCGCCAUGAGAGCGCCACCGGUCGUGACUUCGGCGUUCUCUCGGCAGCCCUCUAUAAGCAAUCCAAUGGCAGUCUUCGAGUUCUCGACGCCCUAUGUGGAUGUGGAAUUCGGUCCCUCAGGUACUUAGUAGAGGCAAAAGCCGACUUCGUGUUAGCUAAUGACGCAAACGAAAACUAUAGAGGGAUUAUUUCGGGAAAUUUGUCCCGGAUUUCGGAAGAAAGAUGGGUUGUGAUGAAUUCGGAUGCCAAUAGAGUAAUGACGGAGCGUUAUCUGGAAAAGGAUUAUUUUGACCUGGUCGAUGUUGACUCGUUUGGAAGUGAUUCUAGCUUCUUGAGAGCUGCUAUUGGGGCUGUCAAAUUGGACGGUUUGUUGUAUAUUACUUCUACUGAUGGCUACUCAUCCGGUGGCCACCGCCCUCAACAUUCUUUGGCUGCAUAUGGAGCAUAUGUUCGGCCAAUGCCAUACUCAAAUGAGGUUGGUUUGCGGAUGCUUAUAGGUGGGGCGCUUAGGGAGGCUUCUGUGCUUGGUUACCAUGUUGUGCCGUUGUUUUCCUACUACUCGUAUCACGGCCCUGUUUUUAGAGCAAUGCUUCAGAUUAAGCGUGGAAGGCUUCCUGAUAGCAGCACCUAUAACUUCAUCAGCUACUGCAUUCAGUGUGGAAAUUCUCAAACAGUUUCUUGGGAUCAACUUGGUCAGAUCAGAUGCCCCUGCAUCACUAAUGCAUGUGUUCCCAACUCGCUAAUCGUCUCGGGACCUCUUUGGACAGGACCUCUUCACCAAGCAUCUCACCUUGCUCGCAUGUUGAAUUUGGCUGAGCAAUUGGGGUGGAUAAGCGACGGCAAUGGAAGAAACCUUGAAAAACUGAUAAGACUAAUGGUGGAUGAAAGUGACCCCAAACUGCCAGUUGGAUACAUCAAGAUUGAUGAGGUAGCAAGUCGUGCUAAACUUAAUUCUCCAUCCAUUGGGGCGAUAAUGAACGCCUUGCACGAGGAGGGAUACGUGGCCAGUAGAUCACAUAUCGCUCCCAAUGCCAUCAAAACGAAUUGCCCCAUGACAGAAUGUAUAAAAACUUUUAAAGCGCUCCAACAGUGUUCAAUAAGAUGAUUUGAGUGUUCAACAGAGUUCAAAAUGCAGUCUAUACAUGCUAAAUAACAGCAGGGUUGACGGUCAGUUGAGAUGCAUGUGGAGGUCCUCAAAUGACGAUGAAAAUUUAUGGAGCUACCCUAAGUUCCUAGCAGACAAAGAAGUCUUGGGUGGGUUCGCCAAGGCAGAUGUGACCUUUUAAAUUGCUGAAAUCGACCUCGCACUGCAAUGAUGCCAUUCCUUCUAAGCGUUAAGCUCAUAUGUCUAGUUACACUUCCAUUAGAUUCCUAAUGUGAGACACAGCGUUGGUUUCUACCAAAUAGUAGUUCACCUUGGAAGGUCUUUCUACCCAACGUCAUAGAAACUAUUCUUUGAAAGUUCUAUAAUUCCAAUUCAGACUUGUAUGAUGUUGAAGCUAUGCGUAUGAAAUGCACAAAAUUAGACAGUAGGAAAUUCAUAGCCUAGUACUGUGCCUCUGAAAAAGGGGAAACUGACCCAUAAUCUUAUAGUACUUCUUUUCUUGUUA
Coffea eugenioides is the source of this 1785-nucleotide messenger RNA. RefSeq names its product tRNA (guanine(26)-N(2))-dimethyltransferase. The transcript has 6 exons. Gene Ontology annotation, cellular component: nucleus. Gene Ontology annotation, molecular function: RNA binding. Bases 21 to 1280 code for a protein of 419 amino acids. NCBI's taxonomy places the organism in Eukaryota, Viridiplantae, Streptophyta, Magnoliopsida, Gentianales, Rubiaceae. Gene Ontology annotation, biological process: tRNA N2-guanine methylation. The record is from RefSeq and is a predicted model, not a curated record.